Didymodactylos carnosus is the source of this 1125-nucleotide messenger RNA. The record is from the annotation of a GenBank genome assembly. Lineage: Eukaryota; Metazoa; Rotifera; Eurotatoria; Philodinida; Philodinidae.
AUGCAACCUCUACCACUGUUUGCCCGACAACAACCGCAACACUAUUUUAUCGAGAACAUAUUGAAAUAUGACACUGACUACGAACAAAGAAAAAAAGAAGAACAACAACAAAUCUAUAAUCAUCAAAUAAACCAAUUGUUUUCAUACGAACCACAUUUAAAAUAUUCGUCAAGGUGUUCACAGAACAACAAAAACAAUUAUUCAAAUCUAAAACAAGUUGUUAAUACAUUUUCUCCAAAUGUAGCAACAACAAUAACAACAACAACGAAUACAAACACAACAACAAGUGGUUAUUCAACAGCUGGUGAUGAUAGUGAGAGUUCAGCCGCUUUAAGUCAAAUUCUCGUGAAUAAUUCGUCUGAUAUAUCUAUAUUAGAUACAGCUAACGGUUUUGUUAAACAGCCCAAAACUUCCUACAUACGCUACGAAACAAGCAGUGACGACUCAAAUCAAAGUUAUAGAAUUAGACAACAACAGCCACAACAGCAACAACAACAACAAAAACAAAAAAAAUCUGUAACUUCUCAAGAAAAGUCACAUGAAUGCCAACCGCAGCAUCCAUACAAAGCACAUCAUCAUUCAGGUAUUCAAACAUUGUUUUCCAAAUUGAAAAAUUUUGUUUCACGAAAAACAAAAAAACAACCAUCGUUUUCUAAAACUAUCACUUUACCUAAGUCAACAAAAAUGGAAAAUGAACGUCAACAUUAUAUUGAGAAUAGUACUAAUUAUCAUCAAAAAGAUACAUUAUCGUGUAAUAACUACUAUGAACGUAUAGGAGAAGAAAAAAACAGUUAUCAGUGUACAACUCUACCAUUCACAUAUGAACAACGACAAGAACAUGAACAAACGAGAAGAGCAAUGACAAAAAUUAAAAAUAAUGAUCUUCAUCAAUAUUCUUAUUUUGAUCGAAUAUCAGCUUGGCUCGAAUCUACACGAACAUUAAAUGAUGGUAUAGGUGAUUUACCAUUUAUCGAUGAUAAUAACAAUGAUUUAAUUUUAACAGAUAAUCUAUCAACAAAAAAAGAUUCAACAACAAUUAAUAAAGGUACGAAUAUGAAUAGUAGUAGUUGUUGUAGUAGUCCUAGUAUUCUCAAAUCUACUAUAGUAGUCAUGGGGCAAUUAUAA